This is a messenger RNA of Nelumbo nucifera (sacred lotus), 876 nucleotides long. The record is from RefSeq and is a predicted model, not a curated record. Lineage: Eukaryota; Viridiplantae; Streptophyta; Magnoliopsida; Proteales; Nelumbonaceae.
AUGACAAUAAGUCAUUCGAAGGAUGGUUAUCCUGUCAUUGGUUUCAAUGAGACUCAUAAUCAUAUGAUUGUGACCCCUACCAAAUCACACAUGUUGAGAUCACAAAGAAUGAUUAGUGACAUACAAGGUUUUCAAGCUAAAAUGGCAAAUGAUGCGGGAAUAGCUCUAAAAGCAGUUAUGGAGCUAAUGGCAAGGGAAGCUGGUGGUCGUGAAAAUGUUGGGUUCACUUCUGUAGAUUUAAAAAAUUAUUUGCAUUCAUACCAAACUAGGAAUAUGGAGAAGGGGGAGGCAUGUGGUAUUUUGCAAUAUUUUGAAGACAAGCAAUUACAGAAUCCAUCAUUUGUCUAUACAAUACAACUUGACCAAGUUGAGCUAGUUACAAAUUUAUUUUGGGCAGAUGCACAAAUGAUAGUGGAUUAUGCUCAUUUUGGUGAUGUGGUAAGUUUUGACACUACAUAUAGAACAAACAAGGAGAACAGAUCACUUGUAAUUUUCGUGGGAGUGAAUAAUUAUAGGCAGGCAAUAAUUUUUGGUGUUGCAUUAUUAUAUGAUGAAACUACAGCUUCAUUUGAAUGGUUAUUUGAGGUGUUUCUUAAAACAAUGGGUGGAAAACCACCGCAGACAAUUCUCACCGAUGAUGAUGUAGCUAUGGCAAAAGCAAUUAGUUUGGUGCUACCUCAAUCACAUCAUCAGUUAUGUGUUUGGCACAUGUUCCAGAGUGUUUCAAAACACCUUAGCGGUGUAUUUGAGAAGUUCAAAUCAUUUUCGCAAGACUUUAGAGAUUGUGUGUAUGAUUAUGAUGAUGUUGAUGAAUUUGAAAAUGCAUGGAAGAACAUGAUUGAUAAAUACACACUUCAAGAGAAUGAAUGGUUAUAA